Telopea speciosissima is the source of this 1571-nucleotide messenger RNA. RefSeq names its product galactan beta-1,4-galactosyltransferase GALS1-like. The transcript is spliced from 2 exons. The record is from RefSeq and is a predicted model, not a curated record. The coding region runs from base 34 to 1524 and encodes 496 amino acids. Lineage: Eukaryota; Viridiplantae; Streptophyta; Magnoliopsida; Proteales; Proteaceae.
CACCUCAAUCGCCGGGGAUUGGGAGAACAAGCCAUGAGAAAAGACGAACAACCGGCGUCCGUCGCCGGCAAAUUCUCCGUAUGCUUCGAGACCAAACCCUUGGUGGCUGCAUUGGUGGCAAUGACGAUGGUCAUGAUGAUUUGGAACCUCCAGCCCUACUACGACAACCUCCUCUCCUCCACCAACCGCUGUUCUUCCUCCGCCGCAUCCACUGCCACCGUCUUUUCACCCAAUUUCUCCAUUAACCCUUCGAAUGAAAAGAAGAAGCUGCUGUCUACCGCCCUCAGCACCAAACCCUCCCCAACAAAGGCGACCGACCCAAACAAGCGUCUCUUCUACUCUUACGGCAACGCCGCCUCUCUGUUCGUCCAAAUGGGUGCUUACCGUGGCGGUCCCCAAACCUUCGCCGUCGUUGGCCUCGCCUCCAAACCCCUUCACGUCUUUGGCCGUCCCUGGUACAAAUGCGAGUGGAUCUCCAACAACCGCUCCUCCCCCUCCAUUAAAGCCAAAGCCUAUAAAAUGCUUCCGGACUGGGGUUACGGUCGGGUGUACACGGUCGUCGUCGUGAACUGUAGCUUCUCUGUAAAUCCUAACCAGGACAACACUGGUGGAAAGCUCCAGCUCUACGCUUAUUACGGCGAAUCUCCGAAAAGGAACGAGAAGAUCGUGGCUUUGGAGGAAGAACCAGGGUCCUACGACGAGUCCAAGUAUCGACCACCGUAUAAGUACGAGUAUCUGUACUGUGGGUCAUCCUUGUAUGGGAACCUGAGCGCUGCGAGGGUACGGGAAUGGAUGGCCUACCACACUUGGUUCUUUGGGCCGAACUCCCAUUUUGUGUUCCACGAUGCCGGUGGAGUGACGCCGGCGGUGAUGGCUGCUUUGGAGCCGUGGGUGAGAGCUGGGAGGGCGACGGUUCAGGACAUCAGAGGUCAAGCGGAGUUUGAUGGGUACUACUAUAACCAGUUUCUUGUGGUGAACGACUGUUUGCACCGGUACCGACACGCUGCGAACUGGACAUUUUACUUUGAUGUGGAUGAGUAUAUAUAUCUCCCCGACGGGAACACAUUGGAAUCGGUUUUGCAGGAGUUUUCAGAUUAUACCCAGUUCACCAUUGAGCAGAAUCCCAUGUCUAGCAAGCUCUGCCUGAAUGAUUCGACUCAGGAUUACUCCAAGCAAUGGGGUUUCGAGAAGUUACUGUUCAGGGACUCUCGCACAGGAAUCAGGAGAGACAGGAAAUACGCGAUUCAGGCGAAGAAUGCCUACGCGACGGGCGUACACAUGUCGGAAAAUGUAAUCGGAAAAACGCUUCACAAGACGGAGACAAAAAUCCGAUACUACCAUUACCACAGUACAAUUACUGUGGCUGGGGAACCGUGCCGGGAGUUGGUCCCGAUGUCGAACAAGAAUAACGUCACGUGGUUCGAUAAGCAUCCCUAUGUUUACGAUGACAACAUGAAAAAGCUUGCCAACACCAUCAAAGAGUACGAGCAGAAAACGAUCGGAGCCAUACACUCUUUCUCAUGACCCCACCACAGAAUGCACAGGAGCAUCUACUGACAACGCGUGGCACA